AUGAUUAGAAGAGGAUCUAGGUAUUUCACAACUUCACGAUUUUUACGUAAUAAUCUUCCCCUACUACAAGAAAAUAAUUCGACAACUACCACACCAGAAGUUCCAAAGAAUUUUAAAAUUCAUACCGUUAAACCAAGUACCCCUGAUGAAUUAAUUAGAACAAUCAGAUAUGAUGAUGAUAAUGUUGUGAAGAUAACAGAAUUAAAACAAGAUAGAAGAUCAAGAUUAACUACAUGUACAAUGUCAGUGGCUGAAUAUUUCUUGGGUAAUACGCAUCAUUCCCAUCAUGUAUUCUAUCUGAAUAUGACACUUAUAAAAGCUAAGAAAGCGGCAAAAGUUGAAAAGAGAAAAUUCAUUGAUUUAAAAUUGAUAAAAAUAACCAGUGGGAAUGGAGGAAAUGGAAGUGUUUCAUUUUUUAAAGAUAGUUUUAAACCAUUUGGUCCUGCUGAUGGUGGAGAUGGAGGUAAUGGAGGCAAUGUAUUUAUUAAUGUUAUUGAUCAACAUAGUUCAAGUUUACAUGGGUUAAAGAAAAGAUAUAUUGCUAAAAAUGGACAACCUGGUCGUUCUUCACAAUUAGAUGGGAAAAAUGGUGAAGAUGUUAUUAUUGAUGUUCCUCUUGGUACUGUAAUUAGAUGGAUUCCUGAUCCUCAUGAUUUUAAAAAGUAUGUGAGUCAAAGAGAAGGCGAUUCCUUGAAUGAUAUCUUUAUGGAAUUUGAACUUGAUGAACUGGAUAACCUUCAAUUAAAUAGAGGUGGAUAUCAACCGGGUGAAGGAUGGAUUUUUAAAGAGCAUGAUGAAGAGUAUUAUCAAGACAAAGACUUCUUCCAGGACUUGAACGAUAAGGUGGUUGAAUAUGAUAAGGACAUUAUAUUUGAAGAAAGAUACCAUGAUAGAUUUCCUAUUUUAGGCUUGGAUUGUGACAAAGUAACUCCAAAGCCGUUAUUGUUGUUACGUGGUGGUAAAGGUGGAUUAGGAAAUAUGCAUUUUACCACUAAAGAUAUCAAAGGUCCUAAAUUCUGUAAAGCUGGUAGACCAGGUAUUACCACUUCAUUUUUGUUGGAAUUGAAAUUGAUUGCUGACUUGGGUUUGGUUGGAUUGCCAAAUGCAGGUAAGUCCUCAUUGUUACGAGCCAUUUCAAGAGCCACACCAAGAGUUGGACAUUGGGAAUUCACAACUUUGCAACCAACUGUGGGAACCAUUUUCAGAAGAAUGGAUGAAGAACCAUUCACCGUUGCUGAUAUUCCAGGUAUUAUUAAAGGAGCAUCACAAAACAAAGGUAUGGGUUUGGAUUUCUUGCGACACAUUGAACGUUCUGGCGGAUUGGUGUUUGUUGUUUCGUUAGGUUCUAAAAAUCCUGUGGCUGAUUUGGAAAUUUUGUUAGAAGAGGUUGGUCCAAAACGUAUGAAAGACAAGAAAGUAUUAAUUGUGGCCACCAAAGCUGAUCUCAGUAAAGAGGGAGCAAACUUUAAGCUAUUACGCGAUUACAUUGAAUCCCAUUACAAUGAUUGGAAGAUUGUUCCGGUAUGUGCACCAAGAGGUGAAAAUAUUGAUACUUGUAUCAGGUUGAUGGGCGAAAUUGCCAAGGAUAAUACAUCACCAAAACAGGAAGUUUAG
Molecule: messenger RNA, 1614 nt
Organism: Candida tropicalis MYA-3404
Lineage: Eukaryota; Fungi; Ascomycota; Pichiomycetes; Serinales; Debaryomycetaceae
Gene: MTG2
Product: putative GTPase
Exons: 1
Coding region: 1-1614 (537 amino acids)
Cellular component (GO): mitochondrion
Molecular function (GO): GTP binding; GTPase activity
Source: RefSeq, a predicted model, not a curated record